Molecule: messenger RNA, 651 nt
Organism: Dermatophagoides farinae (American house dust mite)
Lineage: Eukaryota; Metazoa; Arthropoda; Arachnida; Sarcoptiformes; Pyroglyphidae
Source: RefSeq, a predicted model, not a curated record
CACUGAAGGUGAACAACAAACGCCAUCUGCAAUUUUUAAUGACAAAAUUCCAUCAUCAUCAUCGAAUCAUCAUCGAGACAAUCGAAGGAAAAAAUGUCCCCAUCAGCUGAGAAUUCCGAUAGAUCAAAUCUAAUGGCAUUUCCAACAUUUGAUCCAAAUUAUAUUAUGAGACAUGCAGCAUUUGAUCCAAGUAUUCUAUUAUAUGGUAUACGUGGUGAAUAUGAACGUAAAUUUCAACAAUAUCAACAAUUAUGGCGACAAAAAUGGGAAGAAUUAGAUCAAUUAAAUAAAGAUUUACAUCGAAAACAUAGUGAACAUUUACAAAAAGAAAUAGAUUGUUUGGAGAAUCAAUAUUUUCGUGAUCAUUAUAUUCAUAUGGAAAAACCAUGCCGUGUACAUGAACAAUCGGUUAUUGAUUGUUAUGGUAAAAAUUAUGGUCAACCAUUAUUAUGUCGUCGUGAAGUGGAAAAAUUUUCCAAUUGUGUUGAAACAAAUCGAUUGAAAUUAUUGAAAGAAAAAUGAAAAUUGAUUUGUAUUCUGUAUUUGAAUUGAAUUGUAUUGUUUGUAAUUUGUUUGUUUGGAUAAAAAACAAAACAAAACCCAAUAUUUUUCGUAUAUUUAUAGAAUAAUAAUAGUACUGAGUAUGUCCAA